Messenger RNA from Danio rerio (zebrafish), 1996 nucleotides. The record is from RefSeq and is a predicted model, not a curated record. NCBI's taxonomy places the organism in Eukaryota, Metazoa, Chordata, Actinopteri, Cypriniformes, Danionidae.
GUGUGUGUGUGUGUGUGCGUGAGAGGAUGGAUGUGGUUUGUGGGAGGGUGUAAGAGAUAAACUAAAGCUGAACGGCUCAGCUCACUGCAGUGUGUGUGUUCAGUCUGCUCAGAUGGAUCUCGUGCACAUCGUGGUGUUGCUGCUCUUCACUCAGGCCAGAGUUUGUUCAGCCAGCAGCAAUUCUACAGCCGUCACCUGUCGACUGUCCAAGAAUAGCAUACCUUCAGAAUUGUAUGAGAUCCAUAAAUGGAACCCUUCACCCAUACAUCAGCUGACUGCACACCUAAACGAGUCUCAAAACUCAAUCAUCAUCAAAUGGGCCAUUAGUAUAGACAGCAGCAUUCAAAAUCUUACCGGCACAUGGAUUAAUAUUCCCUGGCUCGAUAAAAGUUAUAGAUGUGAAUAUGAGCCUCCAUUUACAUCAGAGCUAACCAAGCCGAGCAGCAUACAGCAGCUAUGGUUCAGCUUCACGGUGUCCAAUGUUUGUCCUCUCCUCGAAUACGACAUAGACGCAUAUAAUCUUCCCACACCACCGACAGGAACAGGAGACAUUUAUAUAAAGCGGGCUAAUACAGCUAAACUUGAGUGGAACGCUCUGAUUUCUGCUGUCUACAAUGGAAAAAAAGUGGUGGUGUUAUUUAACGUGAGCUCAGUGGCGGAUAAAUACAUCAUCACACUGGAAGAAGACACACAAACACUCAGCACGACUGAGGAAAGACGGGAAUGCAAAUCUGAGGCCUGUAAAGUGGAACUGGACUACACGGGUCCAUGUGAAGAAAACCUUCUGAUAAUAAUAACAGCACACUUUAAACACUGUGAGGGGGAAAGCAGCCCUUCGGUUGAGAGUACAGUGGACUGUAAGAUUUCAGAUGGAUCUGUUUUGCUCAUCGGUGUCGGAUGUGUGCUGACGCUGAUCUUCAUACUCCUCUGCUGCUGCAUCAUCUGUCAGCUGCAGCGGUGUGUUUUAAUGUCGAAGCGCAGUGUGUCAGUGCGGGUCUUGCUCCUGUAUCCGGCGGUGGACGCCGUGUUUCAGCGCUCAGUGAUGCUGCUGGCUGAACUCCUGCAGAGCUACGGCGGUGUGUGUGUGUUCGUGGACGUGUGGGACAGCAGGAGUGUGGCGGAGCAAGGCCCACUGCGCUGGAUCAACACACACACCGAGCUGGCGGACAGAGUGCUCAUCGUAUCGCCGCCUGCACGCAACCACGAUGAUCUUAAACCUGACGUUGUCUCCGGCAUGACGGAUCUCAGUGUUUCAGCUUCCGCCAGCAAUCUGUUCACGCUGGCCUUAAACCUGGUCAGCAGCGCUGCCAAUGACCCCCAGGGCCGAGACAAGUUCUGGGUCAUUAACCUGGGUCAAGAGGAGAAGAGCGUUCAGCCUGAACUCAGAGGUUUGAGGGUGUUUAAUCUGCCCAGAGACCAGGAGAAGCUCCAUCAGCAGCUCAUGGCUGGAGAAACGAGCAUCAACACAUGCUGCAGCACUUUCUACAUCAAAAACACUCUGAGGAAGAUGGAGAUCAACACUUCUCAAUGUGUGUGAAAGCCCCAAUCCUGAUUUUCUUUUUGAUAGUAGGCUCCCUUUACAGCUCUUUUAUAGUUAAAUUAAUGAGUUUGACUCUUUUUGAAUCCAUUCAGCCGAUCUCCAGGUCUAGCGGAAACACUUUUAGCUUAGCUUAGCAUAGAUCAUUGAAUCGGAUUAGACCGUUAGCAUGUCACUCAAAAAAUGCGCAAAGAGUUUUGAUAAUUGUUCCUAUUUAAAGCUCGACUCUUGUGACGUUUCAUAGUGUAUUAAAGGGUCAUGACACCCCCCACUUUCAAUUCAGGUCUAACUCAGAAUUUUUCAAAAGAUGCAUCGUAAUGGGGGUGGAGCUCCGCGAUCAGAGGCAGGAGUGGGCGUGGCCAGCAGAGCAGGGGAGAAGGAAAGGAAAAGGAGAUGCAAACCGUGAGGAGACGCAUGAUUUGAUAGUUUACAAAGUUAAAAUGCAAAUAGAUAAACUAA